AACACAUUGCUACGUUCCUAGGAAAAUUCCCAUAACAUUUAUACAACUUGUCAAUAGCAAAUUAGCAACCAACAACUAGCACCAUUAAAUACCCCAAUACUACAUACUCAUAAUUUACCAAAAAAUUAUAAUAUGGUCAAACUUAGCAAUGUUGAGGUGGCCGUAGUGAUGAUUCCACUACCAGCACAAGGCCAUUUAAACCAACUCCUCCACCUCUCCCGCCUCAUCUCCGCCUAUCACCUCCCACUCCACUUCACCGGAACCACCACUCAUCUCCGCCAAGCGAAAAAUCGCAUCCAAGGAUGGGACCCACUUUCCACAUCCAACGUCAAAUUCCACGAAUUCUCAAUCCCAAGUUACGAAACUCCACCUCCAAAUCCAAAUUCAACCACCAAAUUUCCCUCCCAUUUGAUGCCCUCUCUUCUCGCCACGUGUCAUCUCCGCCACCCAAUUUCUUCUCUUUUACAUGAACUUUCUAGAAAUUACAGAAGAGUAAUUGUUAUUUAUGCUUCUUUAAUAGCUUGGGUUCUUCAAGAUGCUCCUUCUAUACCGAAUGUUGAGUGCUAUAGCUUUCGUAGCAUUUCAGGUUUUACUAUUUACUCAUUCAUCUGUGAUGCUGCUGGAAGAUUACCUGCUGAUGCUGAAAAUGAAUUUCUGGAAAAAAUUUCAUCAAUGGAAGGCUGCUUCACAUCAGAAUUUGCAGAAUUCAGCAGAGUACAAACAGAGUUUAGGGAAAUGGUUAAUUCUGGUGAUUUAUAUAAUUCUUGUUAUGAAAUUGAAGGAUUUUAUCUUGAUUUGCUAGCAAAAGAGAAACGUGCAGGUAAUAAACAAUGGGCUGUUGGUCCAUUAAACCCGCCGAAACUGUUUGAUAAAAGAGAUUCAAGAAAACCCCAUAAAUGUAUCAAAUGGCUGGAUGAACAAGAGCCAAACUCCGUCAUAUUCGUGUCUUUUGGGACAACGACUACACUUUCCGAUGAAGAAAUUAAAGAAUUAGCGAUCGGGUUGGAGAAAAGUGAGAAAAAAUUCAUAUGGAUAUUGAGAGAAGCAGAUAAAGGUGACAUUUUUACAGGGGAAAGUAGAGAAGUUGAGUUACCAGAAGGGUAUGAAGAAAAAGUGGAGAAAAGAGGGUUAAUAGUGAGAGAUUGGGUACCACAACUGGAAAUAUUGAGACACGAGUCGACGGGUGGAUUCAUGAGUCAUUGUGGGUGGAAUUCAUGUAUGGAGAGUAUUUCAAUGGGAAUGCCAAUAGUUGCUUGGCCAAUGCAUUCCGAUCAACCAAGAAAUGCAAUUUUGGUAACAGAGGUGUUGAAAAUUGGAGUAGGAUUGAAGGAUUGGGCGAUGAGAGAUGAGUUGGUGAGCUCAGAUGCAGUAGCAGAAUGCGUUAAGAGAUUGAUGGAUUCUGCAGAAGGAGAUAAGAUGAGACAGAGGGCUACGGAGUUGAGCAAAUCAGUGGUGAAUGGCGGUGGUAGCGGCAAAGAGAUGGACUCUUUCAUUGCCCAUAUUACAAUAUAAAAAGAUCCAGUUUUGUACUAGUUGAGCUUGUUUCAUGUUUUGUUACCCUGAAUGUCUAUUAGAAUUUAAAGCAGUUUA
Molecule: messenger RNA, 1590 nt
Organism: Solanum stenotomum
Lineage: Eukaryota; Viridiplantae; Streptophyta; Magnoliopsida; Solanales; Solanaceae
Product: zeatin O-glucosyltransferase-like
Exons: 2
Coding region: 133-1512 (459 amino acids)
Molecular function (GO): UDP-glycosyltransferase activity
Source: RefSeq, a predicted model, not a curated record